UGUCUCUCCUGGCCGCUGGGUGCCAGACCUGGCACGUCAGCGUCGUGGCCUUCAAGGGACGACGUUUCGCAUACGCUGCUACUCUCGCCAUUUACAUCUAUCAGAUGGACGACCGUGAGUUCAAACUUCAUUCCAUCAUGGCCGAACACAAGAAAACCAUAACCUCUCUACAAUGGCACCCGACGAAAGAAGAUUGGUUCGCGAGUGGAAGCCUCGACCCGCUGGUCUGCGUCUGGGAUGUCAGCACGGGAGGACUCGUAGCCAUCCUCCAGGACCCUCAAUGUACACCAGUCCACCUGUCCUGGAAGCCGUUCUCCGGGGACCUACUCGUCUACCUAACUGGCAAGGGUCCCUUGUACGCGUGGGACAUCAAGGAGGACGGCCAUAAGGUUAUGAAGGACGUGCCCGCCUUUGGUAGCACCAUCACGCAGCUGUCCUGGCAUCCUGAUGUAGCUGGCAAAGUAGCGUUUGGGCAUUUGGAUGGCUCGCUCUCAAUGGUGCAGUGCGGGGGCAGCCAGCAACGUCAUAUCCGCCUUCUCAACGACAGCCCGCCGGAAGACGAAGACGAGGAACCUCGUCCUGUUCUAGCUAUCCAAUGGGAUCCAUUGUCGACAAACUACCUCCUUGUCGGUUUACCAAGCGGACAUCUUUUCCUCUUAGACACCGCGACACCGGAAGUGCAGGUGGUGACAGCGUAUACUACACCCAGUCGUGCCACCACAGUUAGGAUGGUUACUUGGGUACCAGGAGCUGCUGGGACAUUCCUCUCAGGAGACGCUGAGUCCGGUGUCCUUCGAGUUUGGAACGUGUCCAAGACUAGUCCUCUGGAGAACAUUCACGUGCACCGGUGCGGCUUUCACACGCUGUGCGCCGCUCCGAGCUUCCCCGACACCCCUGCAUCUCAGAACGAGCUAGAAACGAGAAGACCUGGCGGAGGCCAGACGGCAUUUCUCUCCUCCGGUGUCCGCGUCAUCUGUCUCUUCCACGACGGCGGCGUUGGCCUCUACAACGUCCGCAAACGAGCCUGGGACUUCCUUAGAGAUUUUGCGCACACGGAGACCAUAUUCGACUGUCAGUUUAAACCGGACAAUUACAGCAUACUUGCAACGGCAAGUUACGACGGUAGUAUUAAGCUCUGGAACAUCGAGACCAUGACUCUGGAGGCAUCUUCGCCACCGACUAAGAGUAUAGUCUACAACCUGUCUUGGGCGCCAGCCGGCCAGGACUGCCUCGCCGCUGGAACGUCCCGCAGCGGAGUCCUCGUCUGGGACACAGCGAACAACACCAUCAAACGCAAGAUACUUGACCACGGCAAGGGUAACUGCGUGUACUGCGUGGCCUGGAACCAGACAGAUGCGAGGAAGAUCGCCUCCGGUGGAUCCGAUGGCACAUGCAUGGUUCAUCUUGUGGAUGGCACCGUAGCGCACACGUUCAAGCAUCCGGGUACAGUGUUCGGCUGUGACUGGCAUCCCAACAACGAGAACAUUUUAGCGACUGCUUGCGAGGAUUCCAUGGUGCGCGUCUUCUACCUCAGCUUCAAUGGCGGUGGCCCUCUCAAAACACUCGCAGGACACAAAGGCAAGGUGUUCCGAGUCAAGUGGUCGCCCUUGUGCGAUGGCAUGCUAUGCAGCAGCUCCGAUGACAAUACGGUGCACGUGUGGAAGUAUACGGAGGAGAGUGCUGUCCGUGUACUCAAAGGACACAAGGACUUCACACGUAGCGUACUAUGGUGCCCCGAAGUUCCCCACCUACUCCUGUCUGGCAGCUGGGAUGCUACCAUUAGGAUAUGGGACGUUCGUAACGGCUGUUGCCUGGACGUCGUUUGUGACCACGGAGCUGACAUUUACGGUCUUACUUGUCAUCCUCAAAGACCGUUCCUUGUGGCUUCCUCGUCCAGAGAUUCUACGGUACGCAUCUGGUCCAUGCUUCCACUAGUGUCCAGUCUCCAACUGAAGAUAUUAUCGGGCUCCGAUCUCAAUGAUGUCGUGGCUGCUCAAGGAGAUGUUCCCAAUGGAACUGGAAAAGAAAUGCUUUGUGGGGCAGCGGCCAGGAGAAUAAAGCACAGCGUAUCUCGUUCUGAAUCGACGACAAACUUCAUUCCCAUCUGGUCCAAGUUCUUCAACGUAUCGCCUGGCGUUUCCAAUCUUUGGGACUUGGUGGACGUCGUCCAGGGCGGGGACUUGGAAGGAACCUCCGCCUCCUACAAGGAAGGCAUUGUCCACUACACCCACUUGCUGAAGUUGAGAUCGUCGAAGGCACACGAGAUGGAACUGGUCAAGAUGACUCGCUUUGGGGGCGGAGGUAUUGGCGCACCCAACAGCGACGACUCCUUGAGGAUGGCCGCAGAGCAGUACCUAGCGCUGGGCAACUUACGAAAAUACUGCGACAUCCUCGUAGACCGGGGUCUGUGGUGUGAGGCCCUCUCCCUCGCCCCUGGUGUCUCGGUGGAGUACUGGCACUACCUCACUCGCAAGAGAGCCACAGAGCUGGCAAAAGAUGGGCGCAUUGAAGCGGUGCAGCACUAUCUGGCCCUUGGCGACUUGGAGAGUGCCACAAGAUUCCUCCGGAGCAGGGGUCAGGUCUUGGACAGCUACACCUUAUCAGUGGCCGCGGCGCAGGCUCCGCGUCCUCUAUCCCACGGUGCCGCCACAGAAGUGCCCGAGUACGCCUCCCAAGAGACGGCUACCGUCAAUAGGUUGGUCCAAGAUUGCAUCGACGACCUUUCGUCUAAAUACCUUUCGGAAGGAGUUCCAGUCCUUGCCGCUUGCUGCCACUUAGCCAUCAACGGAAUUAAGGGUUCCAUACGUGACCUGAUACGUGGCAACGAGCUGGAGUUAGCAUUGAGCGUGUCACUGGUCACGGGUGCAGAGUCGGACACGAUGACCAAAUCAGUGGUUACCUGGCUGGCCUGGAGGACGUGUCGGACGGGAAACUGGGAGUUGGCCGUUGAUCUGCUGAACUUGCUCGAGGAUAACGACAGGGCCAAGGUGGAAGUUCUAGCCAGCUGUGGCGUCUCCCUCGCUGACAGGAAUUCCCUCUUCCAACAGGCGGGGCUCAAAACGGUAGAGGAGUACGCGGAUAUGGCAGCGCAAGAAGAAGCCGACGGAAACGACCAGAGGGCGCUACAGUAUUACUUGCUUUCCGACAACCAGACUCCAGCGUUCAAGAUCGGAAUGAAAAUCAUCAGAGAAAGACUGUCUGGUCCCGACUGGACGUUGAGCUCUGUGUGGGAGGUCCUGCGCUGGCUCCAGUCACUAAAAGACAAAGUACUCCUGCAUCAAGAAAACGACGAGUUACGAAGAGACCUACUAUUUUUCUCCGCCUAUCUCGGAGCGCUGAAAGCAAUUGAGGACGGUUACGACACAAUAGUGACACCCUUACUACGACAAGCCAGGCGAAUCCUUGCUCAAGGGUCGCCCUCCCUGGACAAGGACGCCCUCAUGGAGGACAUUCAACGGGUCGACGACUUUUCGGAUCGCGAUCGCAACAGCACAGCACAUCAAGAGACCUUCCGGCGUCUGGAGGCCACCGACCUCUUCGGCCGAGUACAGGUCACGGGCUCCCACCUACCCAGACACUCCGACCAGCAGCGGUCCUUCUUCAGCGGUGAAGCCAUCAAGGGUCCCGUUUACGUCCUGGACGACGGCAUCUCUACGGUAUCGCUGAGUGAAGCCAUAAUGUGGGCUAGAGUCAACCUGCUCUCUCCCCUGGGGACCUGCUACAGACUAGUGCCAUUUUAAAUCGACGGAAAUUCUAGAAAAUAUUCUCCUUCUAAUAACAAAGAGAAAGUACUGCUUCCUAACCUCGCACUGCUGUUGAUGUUUGCUCGCCUGCGAACUUGUUACGUACCACUGUUACGCACAAUAAAGUGCUGCUUGAAUAAGAACUA
Ornithodoros turicata is the source of this 3889-nucleotide messenger RNA. Its product is annotated as WD repeat-containing protein 17-like. The transcript has 26 exons. Bases 105 to 3740 code for a protein of 1211 amino acids. Gene Ontology annotation, molecular function: protein binding. The record is from RefSeq and is a predicted model, not a curated record. Lineage: Eukaryota; Metazoa; Arthropoda; Arachnida; Ixodida; Argasidae.